Messenger RNA from Vollenhovia emeryi, 5869 nucleotides. RefSeq lists its product as uncharacterized. The transcript is spliced from 2 exons. NCBI's taxonomy places the organism in Eukaryota, Metazoa, Arthropoda, Insecta, Hymenoptera, Formicidae. The record is from RefSeq and is a predicted model, not a curated record. Bases 964 to 3477 code for a protein of 837 amino acids.
GGCGUCGCGUCGCUCCGUCAGCCGGACAGGUGCGAGAGUAAUUGACACGAGGACGAGGUGAAGACGUGCCAGAAGGGGGAGAAGAGAAGUAGGGACUUGGAGCGAGCGGACUUGUUGUUCUCGGGGAAAAUCGAUCGAGGGCGGUAAUGCGAAAUAAAGUCGAGAGGAGUCGGACAGAGGUACCUGGAAAUCACAAAUAAACAUUCAGGUGAACAGGAGUGUCGAGGGAGAGUAUCGGAUGGACGUGGAUCGCGAUAGUUAAUUAUUGAAGAGGAUGCAGUGACAGGCAACUGGAGUGACAUUUAACGCGCGACGAAGAGACGGAUAUAAGAGCGACGGAGAGAAAGUGAGAGACGGUUCCUCGAUCGUACUAAGAGCGACCGAGAGGAAAAGAGAAAGCAGACGACGGGUGGGCCCGAAACAGAUCUCCACGUGACACGGACAGAGGCUCGCCGGCCGCGGCGAGAGAUCGGUGCGAUCGACAGCGGAAGCGUUGUGCGCGAGUGUGACACAUUCGGUUGCAUCCCCGCUUCGCCCUCUUUACUCUUCUUCUUCUUUUUUUUUCGUUUCGUUCCUCUCGUUUCCUCUCCUCGGCUAUUCCGUGAGAAAGUGCGGGCCUGACGUUCGCCGCGAGGGAGAGGAGCAGGCGAAUCACUCCGGGAUCAACUGCGGAGAGAGAAAUAUCGCGGCGAGCGAGAGAGGGAGAGGGAGGAGGCAGGAAGACCCCCGCAACAAACGCGCGCGAGGAGACGCGAUAAAUUGAUAUUGCUUUAUCGGAUAUCAGCGGCAACGGCGAGUGGGGGCAACGGAUCUGCGCUUCCCCGGGCGGAUCCGCGAGCGUGAGACUGAUCCGAUGCUCCCGAGAACGAGGGACAGGUGACGAGCAAAAUCCAGACGAGCGUCCCGAGGUAUCUUUCCCGAACUCCGUCAAGAGGCUUCAGUCGGAAGCGCGAGGACGAAACGAUGUUGAGUCUACAGCGAAGGCACUCCCGGUGGAGAAUGUUCUCCGUCUUACUAUUUCUCGGACUGAUCUGCAACGGCGAGCUGGCGCCCAUACGUGUACCUGAAGAGACGUCGUCGGCAUCGACACCCAAGAAGAAGAGCAUUGGUUCUCUGAUCAGUGGCGAUCACUGGCAAGCGUGGAUCCUGGUGGACACGGAGAACGGCUUCCAACUCGGCUCGGACUCCGCCACUCUUUUCCGAAGGAUAACGCCGAAGAGCGUGUUCAUCGCGCCGAACUUACCCGCCUGCGCGGAGGGUUAUCAGGCGGACAAGAUGGGCAGGUGCGUGAAGAGCAUAAGCAUUAACGAGACCGCGCACAACGACUUUAUCCUGGAACGGCUGAAACUUAUGUUCGGUAAUUUCCCAGCCACCAAGAACGAACAGAAAAAGUCAACCGGUCCCCUGCAGCUUAAUAUCCCUCUGGUGUCCAACGUUAAUCGUCAGUCGACAGACGUCGAGCUCGACGAAACCUUCUCGACAAAGGUUUCGCCGACCGCGCCGCCGACUCGUAACAAAACCUACUUCGCGGGACACGAAGAGAAGACGCAGCUGCACGAGAUAAAUCUGUACGAGGUGAAGAACGACACGACCCUGGACGAGGAGGAGUCGACAUUUCUCCUUGGCAAUUCCAAUGUCGAUGACGCUGAGAAGGUCGAUCGGAAACUUCCAGCGACAGUUCCGAUCGCGGAAUUGACCGAGGAGACGGACGAUACGAAUUUCUCGGAAGUAGUGGACUACAAGAUUCCAACGGACCCGAAGAUACUGCGUAACUCCUUGAGCAUGAAACGAGUCAACGUGAGUGACGUUACAGAAGAGAGCGUUACGAUGGUGGAGAAGCGGGAGAACUCCACUAAAACGCCCGCGCUGGUGCUGCUGAUCUCGCCGACAAAAUUUACAAACGUGGUAGACGCUCUGUUGGCACAAAACGACACCGUCGAGCAAACCGCGCCGAUGUCCAACUUCACCUUGAACACUACCACGAAGGAGAACAUCACCUUCGGAGCACCGGACCCCACCGCGCUUCCACCCGCGAAACAACUGACGUCAGUCUCGCUGGAUGAGCAACGAGAUAACGAGACGUUCGCGGAGGACGAGUUGACGCCGGAGCCGACUUUCAGGCCGAACGAGUCGCAGGAAGCGGACGACUUCACCUACGACGAGGAAGAGGACGACGCGCUUGAUCGAUACACGACGGACGUGCCGGACGAUGAAGACUCGACCGAAGGCGAGGAGAUCCUGAGGCACGGUGAGGCCGGUCCGGUUAUUACCGGAUUACUACCCUUAACGAUGGCCGGUCCGGUUGUUACCGGACGAAUAUCCUUAACGACUCCCACGCGAGACGAUCGCCAUCACCAUCAAGAGCAACGAAAUCGAACCGCAGAUCUUCUAGAGAAAAAGAUCGAUGAGGAGGAUCAUGCCAUGAAUCGGUUUAACGAUUCCGCGCCUAUGGAGGACAAAGACGAGGCGGGGAGUAAUGUCUCCAGCGAAGUCAGCAUUGACGGUGGCACCAUUAGGGAAACAACGCUGCUGGAUAUGAACACCGAGAGACUGCAAGUCACUACGCAGUCGCCAGACGUGACGGAAAAAGUCGUGACGAACAGCGAGGACGAUUCCACAGAAUCGCUCGGCAAGAAUCCCGAUAUCGUACCGGAAGUCGUGUUCUCCCAAGACGCUCACAGCGCAGCGUCCACCAAUUCGCGCGGACGCGAGCGAGCCGAGCAGCUCUCUACGAGGGUCAAGAAUGAAAGGAACGAGGAACUGGAAGCUGCGCCCUCCUCGUCCGAGUCGCUGUCGUAUUCGCCGGAGGAAGACCCGACAACUGAGACUCACGCGAUCAACGAGAGACAAUCGAGCGUCAAAGAGAGUGAGCUGCAAAAAAGCUCGAAAAACUUUCAUUCAAACGUUCCAGAGACCAAACGGACUACGACGAACCUCCACUCGACUGAGGGUUCAGUGAGAUUUCCCAACUACGUGAGGCACGCACAGCCAAGUAGUUACGUGAGGUUCCUGUCCAGCGAAGUCAACAGCAUACACAGUCUGAAUUACAAGAAGAACUCGCGUCCCACAGACAACGUCAGCCAUUACGGCGGCACCAGCACCAAGAGCAGCGUACCCGUCCGUCAGAAACCAGUUUACCAUCCGACGGCGUCAAGCUGGAAGCCGAAUCGAACGCAACCCGAUCACAGCCAGACGACGACCAGCGAGAGGCAGAAUCUUUGGCGUUUCUGGAAUCAGAUGCCGCUGAUCAGGGAUUCGGCUAUCUAUCCUUCCUAUCAGAACGACGAGACGACCGACGACGAUGACGAUGACGACGACGACGACGACGACGACGACGAUAACGAUGACGACGACCAGAAGUGGUUCCACGACCGAGUUUUCCGGGGGCGAUCGUCGCGGAGAUUAAGCACCUCUGCGGAGACGUCGCUGGGGAACAGGGUGCGAACACCGAAGCAAAGGACGCCAGUCGGCGUGUAAUUGUCUUCACGGCACUUUUCUUUUUGAGAGAAAGGUCUAAUGGACUCUGUUUGGAACUGUGUCAAAUGUGACUCGAAAAGAAUCUGAAAUUACGUCACGGUGGUUUUCGCGGAUCGUUCGCCGCGAUUGUUCGCUACCGUAUGAGGACUUUGAAGAAAUAAGAUCGACGAGGGGGUCUGUUGACGGAAGAUAUAUUCCGCGGCAAUCCGUUGGAGAAGUUGAAGAGUCGGUACCACGUGUAUCGCGCCUAGUAUUUUUUUGCUCAGCGAAUAUGUUGCGAAUCGUUGAACGAUCUCAGGAGGAGUGAUCUGAAAUCUAAGUAUCUUCCCCGGUACUGCCUUCCCGAUUCUUGUGUGAGAAGAAAAAUUGGACUCGGCAGAGGGAAAUUUAAAAGCGUACUUAGACAUUUACGUAUUAGGUUUGCGUCACAUCGUGUUGGCGAUUAAACUCGUAAUCGGGAAAAUCUCUUAGUGGAAAAUCUCACGAAGAAUGCGUCUUGAUAUCUAUGCUACGCAGUUAAUAGUGAUAAGCAUUGGAUAAAGAAAUUAGCAACGGAAGUAGCAAGUAGGUGGCGCAAAACAUUUGCGCGAUCGACGACGAAUUUUGCAGCGUUAAUGAGACGUGCGGCUUUCUACGGAAAGUUCAAACUGCAUCGUGCAUUUCAAAAUAAAGUCACCGAUGAGUCGCUAAGCGUCUUUUGCAAACUCGUUGUAUCUGGCGAAAUAUUAAAUUACAUUUUUAAAAAUGCCUGGUUCUUUCGAACGAUAAAGUCGAUCAACGGGAUCGAUUUGUUCGUACUGAUAUUAAUUAGGCUAAUAUUUACGAAACAAACAAGCGAAAGUUGAGAUUUUCUACGGUACCAGAAUACGCUAAAGUAGAAGAAACACUGCCCGAAAUAACUUUAAAAUUUUUUUACGAAUAAUUUUUUUACAUUUUUUCGACUGUAGAAAUUUAAUGAUCCGCAUUUUCGUCACGUAUUUGAUUUCACGUACGAUGUCCGGAUCUUUAUAUUUUUAACUAUCAAUGUAAUUUUAAUAAUAUAAUUCUGUAAUUAAAUUUUAUCAAUAACGACUCCAUUUAAUUUGGUAAUUCUAUUUUAAUAUGAAAGAACGAUUUAGUAAAACAAUGACAAAACAAUCGUAUUGAAUACUAAAUACGCGACGAGAAUGCGGAAAAGUGCGAGUAGAUUUUUAAUAUUAAAUAUAUCGCUGAUUAGGCUAUCGCAUGAUGAAAUAGUCAUUGAUUCAGCCAAGUGUCGUGCGAGAGAUCGUUGAUGAAUCUUUAUUCUCUGUACAGCAGAGAAAUAGUUAUUAGACUCGUCAGUGUUAACACUAAUUUUUCGAGGUAAGAGUAUAUGAACGGCGUUUACGAGCUCGCGAGCGAUAUGUCGAGCUCAUUUACUAACGGAAGUGUUAUUGAAGCACAGACUGAUCUUUAUAGUUAUUAUAGAGUAGUCGAUUAUUUGGUCGUACGAAAUUUUGAGAAUCGUGUUGCUCUCUUCAGUAAAAAAAAAGAAGAUACAUCGUGCAGCAUCAAUUUCACGCUCGUCGUUGUAGGAUUUUACAGAGAAGGAUGUGCGAAUCACUUCGGUUACACGACCUUUUAUACAUUCUUAAAUAACUCGAUUUUAUAAACGACAAGCGCAAACGUUAGACAUCCUUUUGCAGAUUAAUCACGAAUUACACCUACAUUAGCCAGCCCACAGCGUAGAAUAAGUGUUUUCGGUGUGACUUAAUCGAUCGUUGUUUCGACAGUUUCAAAAGUGAUUUCGCUCGGUACAGCCGAGAAAUUGGAAGUCAAAAAGUCCCGAUGAACCGCCGUGUUCACCUUGCCUUUAUCCACAAGGCAAGAUAAUUGCAUUUUGACUGCAUUAUCGUCACCGCUAUAAUAAACGCUCCGGCUGCAAUGGGACACGCAAGAAUAUUUAAAGCUAUUAUUUAUUAACAUUAAUAAUAUACUUGUAUAACAUAGAAUACUCGUUGAUUCUGAUCAAUGCGCAAGUUAUUUUUUUAUUAGAUCCAGACGUACAUCAGGCAAUUAAUUUAGAAUCAUUUGCUUAUCUUAUCAGACUCCCGAAAAUAUUUUGGCUUUCUUUUCCUUAUGAUCAAAGAGUUUGAAAAACAUAGGAAAUAUAAUACUUAUAAUAGAUGUAGACAUAAUUAAGCGGCAUUCUAUUCAAAUAAUAUUUAUGCUAUCAGUACUUGUAUAAUAAAAUUCUCUCGGAAUUGGUUUCUUCGAUUUCAAUCAGUUGCGUACAAUCUGUAAAGCCUAAUCCACAACGCGCUUUUCGCGACUGGAAAUAUUCCAUCUUGUACAAGCAGAUCAAUACGUUUAAAAAAUGUAUCGGCAACGUACGAUUGUACAAUGUACAAUGUACAAUUUACCAACUUGC